Molecule: messenger RNA, 2853 nt
Organism: Zingiber officinale
Lineage: Eukaryota; Viridiplantae; Streptophyta; Magnoliopsida; Zingiberales; Zingiberaceae
Product: 5'-3' exoribonuclease 4-like
Exons: 23
Coding region: 93-2675 (860 amino acids)
Biological process (GO): nuclear-transcribed mRNA catabolic process
Cellular component (GO): nucleus
Molecular function (GO): RNA binding; 5'-3' RNA exonuclease activity
Source: RefSeq, a predicted model, not a curated record
AAAAUAACGUCCUGUUCAUCGCCCGCCGCCAUUUCUGUUUCUUGAAAGGCUUCCAAAACCCUAAACCCAUCGGGGAUUGCUCGUCGGUUUAGAUGGGAAUUCCGGCUUUUUACCGGUGGCUGGUCGACCGUUACCCCCUUUCCGUGGUGCAGGUCUGCGAAGAAACUGCCAAAAUGGUCAAUGGGGUCCGGAUCCCAGUAGACACUACCAGGCCGAACCCUAACGGCGUCGAGUUCGACAACCUCUACCUGGAUAUGAACGGCAUCGUCCACCCUUGCUUCCAUCCGGAAGACCGGCCUGCUCCCAAGUCGUAUGAUGAAGUCUACAAAGCUAUUUUUGCUUACAUUGAUCACAUUUUCUCCAUGAUUCGUCCCCGGAAGCUCCUGUACAUGGCAGUUGAUGGAGUGGCACCCAGAGCAAAGAUGAACCAGCAACGGGCGAGGAGGUUUAGGGCUGCUAAAGAUGCUGCAGAUGCGGAAGCAGAAGCAGAGAAGCUGAAGGAUGAGUUUGAAUCACAUCUUGAGAAAUUUUGUCAUCAACAAACGAGCAAAAUGGAUUCUAAUGUCAUCACGCCUGGAACUUUGUUCAUGGAUUGUUUGUCAUCUGCUCUUCGGUACUAUAUUUGUUUGAGAUUGAACAAGGAUCCUGGAUGGCGGAGUGUUAAGGUCAUUCUUUCUGAUGCUAGUGUGCCGGGUGAGGGUGAACACAAAAUAGCAGCAUAUAUUCGCUCCCAGAGAAAUCUUCCUGGUUUUGAUCCAAACACAAGACAUUGUUUGUAUGGUUUGGAUGCUGACUUGAUAAUGCUUGCUCUAGCAACACACGAGAUACAUUUUUCUAUUUUAAGAGAGGAUGUACGUGUUGCAAAAUUUGAUCAAAGAAAUUCAAAAUCUGUUUACAAAAAGAAGUGUUCAAAUAAAGGAGAAGAAGGAAAAGAGUCCAAUCAUGACAUUGGUUAUGAAGAUUCAAGAAAGAAGUUCCAGUUUCUCAAUAUAUGGAUUUUAAGAGACUAUUUGCAGCACGAAUUGAAAGUAUUUGGUGCAAAUAUGAAGAUUGACUUGGAGCGUUUGAUUGAUGAUUUCGUUUUCAUUUGUUUGUUUGUUGGAAAUGACUUUCUUCCCCAUGUUCCUUCUCUCGAAAUUUCAGAGGGAGCAAUUGAUCUUCUUAUGAUGGUCUAUAAAAAGGAAUUUGCUGCAAUGGGUGGCUAUUUAACAAAUUCUUUUGAGGUGAAUCUAGAGCGAGUUGAACACUUUCUUCAAGUUGUUGGAUCUCAUGAAAGCGCCAUCUUUCGAAAGCGGGUCCAGUUACAGAAAGAAAGAAAUAGUCAUUCCAAGGGUCCUAAUUCCAUGGCAAUUGAGCCACAAGUAGAAUGUGCAUGGAUGGAGAGCUUUGAGAGGUCUUCAAAUUCAUUUGGCAGAAAUAUAUCAGAUAGAAUAUCAUGUGCCACUGCAGAACAUUUUCAGGUAGGGCAGGGAGAAGAAGAUUGGAAGGAAAAGUACUACUCAGAGAAGUUUGAAGUCAACUCUAAAGAUGAAUGCCAAAGAGUGAAGCAAAAUACAGUAAAACACUAUGUGGAAGGUAUCUGCUGGGUCAUGCACUAUUAUUAUCAAGGUGUCUGUUCAUGGCAAUGGUUUUAUCCACAUCACUAUGCUCCAUUCGCAUCUGAUUUUGUUGGUUUGAAGAACUUAGAGAUCCAGUUUAAAAUUGGUGUUCCGUUCAAGCCAUUUGAUCAGCUCAUGGGUGUACUACCUGCUGCAAGUGCACACGCACUGCCUUCAUCUUACAAGGAUUUGAUGAUCAAUCCGUCUUCUUCAAUAAUUGAUUUUUAUCCAGCAGAUUUUGAGCUUGAUUUGAAUGGCAAGCGUUUCUCUUGGCAGGCUGUAUGUAAACUACCAUUUGUUGAUGAAUCACGACUUCUUGCAGAAAUAAAAAGAGUUGAAGACACGCUAACGGAGGAGGAAAAGCAAAGAAACAGCUGGACUAUGGAUGCACUCUUUGUUCAUUUCUCGCAUCCAUUAGCAUCAAAGAUCCUAUCCUUUUAUCAGAGGAAGAAGGAUAAUCCAAAACUGGGAAAGGCCAAACUCAAAAAGAGAAUUGAUCCUGAAAUCAGUAAUGGGAUGAACGGACUCAUUUAUAUUUCAGAUAAGACAAUGUUUUCUUUUGAGAUUUAUUCACCUGUCGAGGGCAUGGAAGCAAUAACUCAAAACAAAACCAUAUCCACGUAUUUCAAAGCUCCUUCUAUCCAAACUCAUAUUGCCAGACUACCAGAUGGCAUCACAUUACCCAAUAAGUCCAUCAGCAAAAAACAUAUUCCACCAGUGCCAGGACUGUGGCAUGAGACAUUGAUAUCGAAGAGGCAAGCGCAUCUCAAUAGGCCUAUUCCUCAUGCAAUUGAGGGGCAUCUUCUAUUGAAAUUGGCUCACAAACUCGUAACAAAUUACUACGACGAAAAGAUGAAGCAAGAUUCGGUAAGACUCGACAAGAAAGCAUUUGAUGAUAAAUGCAACAAGAAGCCCAAGGAGCUAACAACCACCACCGCCGGGGAGAGCGAUGACAACACUAUCAGCAUUCUCGGGAAGAGAAAAUGCAGGAGCCAAGAACAUAACCAAAACACUAACAAAAGGAGGCGGCAUCACAAAACUAAGGGAACAAAUAGACGCAAGCGAAGAAGGAACUAGUUUUAUUUUGUUGUACAUUUGUUAUUGAACCUAUAAAUUAUCUGCUCCAUCACAAAACUAAGGUUACAUUCUUUAUUCUUGCCAUCAGGAAACGAUGUCGAGCAAUUUCAUCACUUUGCUCUUUUUUGUUGCACUGAAAUUAACUUUAAAUGCAUCACUUAAAUUUGAUCAGGCCCAA